Trichoplusia ni (cabbage looper) is the source of this 637-nucleotide messenger RNA. RefSeq names its product eukaryotic translation initiation factor eIF1 (gene eIF1). The coding region runs from base 133 to 465 and encodes 110 amino acids. Gene Ontology annotation, cellular component: eukaryotic 43S preinitiation complex. NCBI's taxonomy places the organism in Eukaryota, Metazoa, Arthropoda, Insecta, Lepidoptera, Noctuidae. Gene Ontology annotation, biological process: translational initiation. The record is from RefSeq and is a predicted model, not a curated record. The transcript has a single exon. Gene Ontology annotation, molecular function: translation initiation factor activity; RNA binding; ribosomal small subunit binding.
AUUUUGGAGUUAGCGUAAAUUGGUCGUUUCUCUGCGAGCACACAUCAGCGCGCGUUAUCAGUGACAGUUAAUUCGUGUACGUGCGUAGUAUCGCAGUGUUUCGUGGAACAAAGAGCAUAGACGUUCAAUCGUAUGUCCAUCCAGAAUCUGAACACAUUCGACCCAUUCGCCGAUGCUAUCAAAAGCUCGGAAGACGACGUUCAAGAUGGUCUAGUCCACGUCCGAAUCCAGCAGCGGAACGGGCGUAAGACGCUGACAACGGUGCAGGGCCUCUCGUCGGAAUAUGACCUGAAGAAGAUUGUGCGGGCAUGCAAGAAGGAGUUCGCGUGCAACGGAACCGUCGUGGAGCACCCGGAGUACGGCGAGGUGCUGCAGCUUCAGGGCGACCAGCGCGAGAACAUUUGCCAGUGGCUGACUAAGUCCGGCCUUGUGAAGCCCGAGCAGCUCAAGGUGCACGGCUUCUGAGUCUGCGCUCGCACACACGUAACAUGUACACCGUUCAUAGUCUUCUUAUAUUAUGAGAGCGUGCGCGUUAUUGUAAACCCUAUCGAAUAUGUAUUUAGAAAGCACAGACGUUUACAGAGAAGAGAUUACGCGGCCGCAUAGGCCUUCCGCGCCCUGUGCCUUGCGACUCCCA